This is a messenger RNA of Branchiostoma belcheri (Belcher's lancelet), 1699 nucleotides long. Its product is annotated as transmembrane protein 5-like. The record is from RefSeq and is a predicted model, not a curated record. The transcript has 6 exons. Gene Ontology annotation, cellular component: Golgi apparatus. NCBI's taxonomy places the organism in Eukaryota, Metazoa, Chordata, Leptocardii, Amphioxiformes, Branchiostomatidae. Gene Ontology annotation, biological process: protein O-linked glycosylation via mannose. Bases 39 to 1412 code for a protein of 457 amino acids. Gene Ontology annotation, molecular function: ribitol beta-1,4-xylosyltransferase activity.
UAGAGGCAGUUUUAGACGGCUACAGUAAAAAUGGCAAGAUGAGAGUGACAGUGAGAAGAGUUGUACUUGUAGCGGUCGGCAUCUACUGUCUCCUGACCUUCUACACGGCUUAUAUCCUACUAUCCAGGAACUGGAAGGGCGAUGUAGAUAAAACUAGUCCUCACGGAAAAGAGAAGUUACUUGUACCAGACCAGGAGACCAUCAACAGAAGAUCCCAGCAGAAGCGGGGUGAGGAUGAGUGGAACCCGUGGGGGGAGGAGUUUGAGAAGAACAGGAUCAAGACGGUCGCUCCCAAGAAGAAGGAAGUCAGCUGGGACUGGAACAAGGACUUGGACUUCGGCAAGAAGUUCAACAAGAAGAAGAACUCUACAGACGACGAGUUUGAGAUUGAAGUGUGGGGAAAAGCUGCUAUUGGUCUCUACCUCUGGGAGUUUAUCUUAGGAGGCACCCUGGAGGAAAAAAUGGGAGGAAUCUGGACUUAUGGUUUCAAGAGAAUCUACAAAUUGAAGUUCAAGUUCCGCACAGGACCGGGAGUUAUUCCAAGUAAGGCGCCACACGACACCAGAAACCUCAUCCUGGUUCUGAACGGCCGAGAACAGUCCAAGAUCGAGUUUGCCACCAUCUGGCUGGACUACCUACCCUCCUUCCCCUAUCUGCAGAAUGUGGCGGUCUUCCUACUAGGCAACGAGCAGUGUGAUAAUGACUGGAUCAAACCAUAUCUGAAGAGAAACGGGGGGAUGGUGGACCUACUGUUUGUGGUGUAUGACAGCAAGUGGGUGGAUGAUGAAGUUGUGUUCCAGUGGCCACUUGGGGUGGCAACGUACCGUAAGUUUCCCAAGAGAGACAAGGAUGACUUCCCAGUGAACAGUAUCCGACCUUACCUGUGUAACUUUGUGGGGACAGUCUACCCCAACUCCUCCAGACAGGGACUCAUGGAGGUCAUCAACAAACUGGACCUGCAGAAGGAAUGUUUCGUCAAGGCAAGAGAGGAAUGGAGUCCAGACGAGUCCCCAGAAACCAGACAACAGUACGUAAAAGCCCUGUUACAAAGUGACCUAACCCUGAGCCCUGUUGGACAGAACACGGAGUGUUAUCGUAUCUACGAAGCCUGCGAAUACGGCUCUAUACCAGUCAUAGAGGACAACAUGACUCCCGGCUCUUGUGGCAACAACGAAAAAUACAACAACGCGCCGCUAAGACUUCUUAAACAGCACAAACCACCUUUUAUCUUUAUAAAAGACUGGAGCGAACUUCCGACAGUUUUAGAAGAACACAGAAUGUUGUCACCACAGGACAAAGUGGUCAGGAGAAGAAAAGUUCUCGAGUGGUGCGACAAGUUCAAGGGCAAAAUGAAGGAUCGGUUCCUCCGUAUAAUAAACCAGAAAUUCUUCCCGAAGAAAAAGCAACCUUGACGUACUGGGAUAUUCUCUGGGUUGAAGAGUAAAGAAUAUAUUUGAAGAUAACGUUUCAAUGUUUACCUUCAAGACCUCAAGCCAUAUAUAUAACCCACCCAGGACACUAUGUGAAGCAAUAAGGAUGGUGACAGCAUUAAGAAGUACUUACUAUAUUCCAGAAGAAACUAUAUGAUGUCUGCCAAUACACUGUCAACAACUAGGCAUCAACUGGUAAGAGCAGGGCUGGAAAUACUGGGUGCAUGUGCACCUUAGUGCACCCAAAAUUAGAGCUGUGCACCCAAUUU